Molecule: messenger RNA, 1638 nt
Organism: Colletotrichum chrysophilum
Lineage: Eukaryota; Fungi; Ascomycota; Sordariomycetes; Glomerellales; Glomerellaceae
Exons: 5
Coding region: 1-1638 (545 amino acids)
Molecular function (GO): FAD binding; oxidoreductase activity
Source: RefSeq, a predicted model, not a curated record
AUGCUAUCCUCCACUUUCCUUCUAUCCCUCGCUCUAGCCCUAGCAUCCCUGCCAUGGAGUUCGGCAGACACCACGACCCCAUGCAAGUCCUUCCCAGGCAGCGCUGACUGGCCGUCCACAGAAUCCUGGGCCGCGCUCAAUGAGUCUCUUGGAGGCCGACUGCUGCAGCCGGCUGCUCCAGGAGCUGUCUGCCAUCCCGGAGAACCGACCUACGACGCCGGCCGGUGCGCCGACGUGCGCGCCGGAUGGAGCCGCUUCGACUUCCACAAGGCCGACCCCGUCUCCGUCAUGUGGGACAACUGGAGCAAUGACACCUGCCUCCCUGACGCGGCUUAUCUGUGUCGCGCUGACGGAUACUCUGCUUUCGUCGUGAGCGCGACCACGCCGGAGCAUGUCAAGUUUGGUGUUGACUUUGCGCGGGAGAAGAACGUGAGGUUGAUCGUCAAGAGCACAGGGCACGAUUACCUAGGCCGCUCUUUUGCUCCGGGGUCUCUGUCCAUUUGGGUGCACCAUAUGCAAGAUGUGCAGUACCACGGCGCUGGGUUCCAACUUGCCGGGAGCGAUAUCACCAUCGAGGGGAACGCCGUCACCGUCGAGGGCGGCACCGAGCUGUACAACGCGCAGAAAGCCCUGGCCGAGCACGGGCAGGCCAUCGUCGGCGGCGGGUGCGGGACGGUGGGAGUCGGCGGGUUCACCCCCGGAGGCGGCCACUCGCUGCUGGGCCCGCGGUACGGCAUGGCGGCGGACAAUGUUCUGCAGAUGGAGAUCGUCUCGCCCAAGGGCGAGAUCAUGACGAUCAACGAGGCGCAGAAUACGGAUCUGUUCUGGGCCAUGCGCGGUGGCGGCCCCGGCACCUUUGGUGUCAUCACAUCCAUCACCUUUUUAACGCACCCAUCACCUGCAAUAACUCAUACCUUCUGGGCUAUCAGAACCGAGCCCGACGCACCUUACCUCCCAGCCCUCACCGCAUACGUCCUCUCCCAGAUGCCUGCGCUCGAACGCGCCGGCAUGUCCAUGUACUGCACCUCCUCGCGCGUGCUCAUGGAAAACCCCUUCCCAGUGCAAAGCCUGCCGGCGCAGAUCGCAGGCAUGAUGGGCGUCGCCCUGCUACAAGACCAGUCCAACUCACAAGCAAUGCAGGAGCUCUGGCAGCCCAUCAACGCGACCAUCGCCGCGCGGUGGCCCGAGGCCUUGUUCGUGCUGCAGACGGAGCAGUUCGCGUCGUGGUUCGACUGGUUCGACAAGUACCGCGACGCGCGGCCCGUGGGGUACCAUCUCAUCUUCGCGUCGCGGCUGCUCGACGAGGCGGCUCUGACUGAAGAUGUGGACGCGCUGGCGACGGCGGUUGUGGCGACGGCCCAGUUCCCUGCUAUGAAUGCCACGGCCAAACAGGAGGCGAUUAAGCUUGUUGAUGCGGCGGCGGAGGGGUUGCGACGGUUGGCUCCUGAUAUGGGGUCUUAUAUCAACGAGGGCUCCGUGUAUGAAAAGGACUGGCAGCAGGCCUACUGGGGUGCCAACUAUGAGCGGCUACUCAGUAUCAAGAAGACCGUCGACCCGGACGAUGUGUUCUGGUGCGAGCCGUGCGUCGGUAACGAGGAUUGGGAAUUGGUGGAUGAAGGACGGCUUUGCCGGGUCUGA